ACAUGCUUCCAUCCCUUCGGCAAUCAUCAGCGAUCGUGACCCAUGGUUCACGUCUACAUCUGUCCACGGUGUACCACCCGCAAUCGGACGGUCAGACUGAGCGCACCAAUCAGAUGAUGGAGCAGCUGAUUCGCACGGCAUCCACAGACCUGGCCCAAUGGGAAGACUCCCUUCCCUUGAUUGAGUUUGCAUACAACAAUGCCCCAUCGGCCACGACUACUCAGUCCCCAUUCUUCCUCAAUUACGGGACAGAUCCGACAACCCCGCUAUCGCCACCGAUAGAAAACCCGGCACCAAGAUCUCAGCAGUUCGUCGAAAAUCUUCGACAGUCUCAGCAAAAAGCAGCUGAUGCCAUCCUCAAAGCCAACCACAGAGGGCUUGUCACAGGAUCGAAUGUGUAACCAGGUUUAUCCUAUCCAAAGGAA
Closterium sp. NIES-67 is the source of this 425-nucleotide messenger RNA. The record is from the annotation of a GenBank genome assembly. Lineage: Eukaryota; Viridiplantae; Streptophyta; Zygnematophyceae; Desmidiales; Closteriaceae.